UCGAAUGUUAUUUCAUGCUGUUAGCAAUGGCUUUAACGCUAUGGAGUAGCAUCUUUCUAAUAAUCAAAGUAGGAUAUUGUUAUGUAAAUCUAAGCAGAAAAAAAGGAACAGUAGCUUCUCAAAGCUCCACACACGAGGGGGCAUUUCUAGCGAGUAGAUCCAUUGACGGAAAUAAAGGCCAGACAUACAGAGAGUGUUCACACACAGCUCUAGGACACUCCAUAGCGUGGUUCCAAGUCGACCUUGGAGGCGAAUAUAGUUUGGAAUCUGUGAAAAUAUACUACAGAAAUGAUGCUAAUUGGUGUCCAUAUCGAUUUCGUCAGUUCUACUUAGAUGUAUCAAACGGAUCGGCGGGCUCCACUACAACCUUAACGUCACAGAGAAAACGCUGUUACAAGGACAACACAACCGCCCUGGCCACGCCUCCAUCCGUGAUUGAUAUUUCUUGUAAAGAAACAGCGAGAUACGUCAUCGUGGAGACCACGUACAACGCCCAGGAAGCUAUAUAUCUUAACCUGAGUGGGCCUGUGCUGGAGAUUUGUGAGAUAGAAGUUUAUGGCUGCAGUGUAGGGAGAUAUGGAGAAUCAUGUUCACGUUGUCAUGGUUGUUCAACAUGUGACAUCAUUAGUGGGGCGUGUCAGUGUGGCGUAUCUUUCUUUGGACCCAAUUGCUCAAAUGCAUGUAGCGUAUAUUGUAAAGGGAACCUGUGUAAUAAUGUAACUGGUUCAUGCACUAAUGGUUGCGAAAUAGGAUAUUACAAAGAUAAAUGUAAGUGGACAUGCAACCCAGGCUGUAAAAACGGAUGUAACAGGAAUUCUGGGAGUUGUGAUAAUGGCUGUAUCGAUGGAAAAUAUGGAAUCGAAUGUUACGAUGUUUGCAGCGUUGGUUGUAUUUCAAACUGUGAGCGCAUGACAGGGACUUGUAUGUGUAAAAAGGGAUGGCAAGGAGAAAAAUGUAGAGAAUGCAGUCCAACGUUCUACGGCCCGUCCUGUGAGGAGGAGUGUAGUCCUCAUUGUUAUAACGGGACGUGUUACGUAAACAAUGGGUCCUGUAUUGACGGGUGUACUAGAGACUAUACGGGCGACAAAUGUACACAAGGUCUAUAUGAGACUUCACCAGAAGACCACGGAACCGCCAUUGGUGCCGCAGUAGGAGCAAGCAUCUUUGUUGUAAUUGCAGUAGUUGUCGGAGUCGUUACACUCAGACUGAGAAGAAAAAGAGAUGACAGUUCCAAAGCACAAAAAGAUGAAAGAAAAGAAAGCAGAAUUAAGUAUGAAAAAGAAACCACAUAUGUAAAUCGUCAAGACCAUUCACUUCCGGGUAAAGACCAUUCACUUCCGGAUUCACAUGUGCAUUUAGGAAAAAGACCAGCAAACCUAAAGACACAGGAAAUUGGAUUAUAUGAAAUUAUGGACAGUGGCAAUGGAGAAAACAAAACAUACGAGAAUGACGUAAUUGCAAAAACUGUUGCUCCAGUCACAAAUACCAGCAAUGAUGCAUCAGAAGAAAAUGGAAAUGUGUAUCUGGUAAUCAAUGAAAGCCAACUAAACAGUUCUCAUUAUGAUGAACUUCAUGUCCAGAAUUAAAUUGUUACGUCACCAGAGCCGAAUGUUCAAUUUAGCUUUUCUGAUAAAAAUCUGUCCGUUGUCUGUAGUUGGCGUCAUCGUUGUAAACUUUUCACAUCUUCAUCUUCUCCAGAACCACUGGGUCAUUUUUUUUCAAUCAAACUUGGUACAGAUUUUCCUUAGGUAAAGGAUAUUCAGGUUUCUUCAAAUAAAGGGCGAUGUCCCCUUCAAAGGGGGGGGGUGUAAUCACGAAAAUGCAAAAAUACAUGAAGGUUUCCUGACAAAGUGCAGAUUUAAGUUUGUUGAAAUCAUAUCCCGGGGAUUUGGGUGGGGCCAUUAUAGGAGAUCAAAGUUUUACAUGUGAAUACAUAGGGACAUUUUUUUCUCAAGAACCAAUGGAUCAAAAGACUUCAAAUUUACAUGGAAGCUUUUUGCCAUAGGAUAAAUUCAGGUUUGUUAAAACCAUAGCCCCCGAGAGUGAGGUGGGGCCGCAAUAGGCUAUCAUGGUUUUACAUUUAAGUAUACUGAAGAAAUAUUUUAUAAUCUCCUCUCAAGAACCACAGGGGGAGAAAAAAAAUCAAGUUUACAUGAUUGAUUGUUUAAUGUUUUCCACCACACUCAACAAUUUUUAGCUCACCUCAACCGAAGGUUCAAGUGAGCUUUUCUGAUCACAUUUUGUCCGGCGUCCGUCUGUCUGUCUGUCCGUCUGUUUGUCUGUCCGUUUGUCUGUAAACUUUUCACAUUUUCAUCUUCUCAUGAACCACUGGGCCAAUUUUAACCAAACAUGACCAAAAGCAUUCUUGGGUGAAAGGCUUUCAAGUUUGUUCAAAUGAAGGGCCAUGUCCCUUUCAAAGGGGAGAUACUCACAAAAAUGCAAAAAUAGGGUGGGGUCAUUUAAAAAUCUUCUUCUCAAGAACCACUGGGCCAGAAGAGCUGAAAUUUACCUGAACGCUUCCUGACAUAUUGCAGAUUUAAGUUUGUUCAAAUCAUGGCCCCCAGUGGUAGGAUGGGCCCACAAGGGGGGAUCAAAGUUUUACAUAUAAAAUAUAUAGGGAAAAACUAUAAAAAUCUUCUUCUCAAGAACCACUAAGCCAGAAAAGCUGAGAUUUACAUGAAAGCUUCCUGACAUAAUGCAGAUUCAAGUUUGUUCAAAUCAUGGGCCCCGGGGGUUGGAUGGGGCCACAAUAGGGGAUCAAAGUUUUACAUACAAAUAUAUAGGAAAAAUCUUUAAAAAUCUUCUUCUCGAGAACCACUGAGCCAGAAAAGCUGAUUUUUACAUGAAAACUUUUUGACAUAGUGCAGAUUCAAGUUUGUUAAAAUCAUGACCCCGAUGAUAAGAUGGGGCCCCAAGGGGGGAUCAAAGUUUUACACACAAAUAUAUAGGGAAAAAGUUUAAAAAUCAUCUUCUCAAGAACCACUGAGACACAAGAGCUGAAAUUUACCCGAAAGCUUCCUGACAUAUUGCAGAUUCAAGUUUGUUCAAAUCAUGGCACCCGGUGGUAGGAUGGGGCCACAAGGGGGGAUCAAAGUUAUACAUACAAAUAUAUAGGGAAAAAGUUUAAAAAUCUUCUUCUCAAGAACCACUUAGUCAGAAAAGCCGAUUUUUACAUGAAAGCUUCCUGACAUAAUUCAGAUUCAAGUUUGUUCAAAUCAUGGGCCCCUGGGGUUGGAUGGGGCCACAAUAGGGGUCAAAGUUUUACAUACAAAUACAUAGGGAAAAUCUUUAAAAAUCUUCUUCUCAAGAACCACUGAGCCAGAAAAGCUGAUUUUUACAUGAAAACUUUCUGACAUAGUGCAGAUUCAAGUUUGUUCAAAUCAUGGCCCCCGGGGAUAACAUGGGGCCCCAAGGGGGGAUUAAAGUUUUACACGCAAAUAUAUAGGUAAAAGGUUUAAAAAUCUUCUUUUCAAGAACCACUAAGCCAGAAAAGUUGAGAUUUACAUGAAAGUUUCCUGACAUAAUGCAGAUUCAAGUUUGUUCAAAUCAUGGGCCCCUGGGGUUGGAUGGGGCCACAAUAGGGGAUCAAAGUUUUACAUACAAAUAUAUAGGAAAAAUCUUUAAAAAUAUUCUUCUCAGGAACCACUGAGCCAGAAAAGCUGAUUUUUACAUGAACACUUUCUGACAUAGUGCAGAUUCAAUUUUGUUCAAAUCAUGGUCCCCGGGGGUAGGAUGGGGCCACAAGGGGGGAUCAAAGUUUUACAUACAAAUAUAUAGGAAAAAUCUUUAAAAAUCUUCUUCUCGAGAACCACUGAGCCAGAAAAGCUGAUUUUAAAAUGAAAACUUUCUGACAUAGUGCAGAUUCAAGUUUGUUCAAAUCAUGACCCCGAUGAUAAGAUGGGGCCCCAAGGGGGGGUCAAAGUUUUACACACAAAUAUAUAGUGAAAAAGUUUAAAAAAUCUUCUUCUCAAGAACCACUUAGUCAGAAAAGCCGAUUUUUACAUGAAAGCUUCCUGGCAUAAUUCAGAUUCAAGUUUGUUCAAAUCAUGGGCCCCUGGGGUUGGAUGGGGCCACAAUAGGGGAUCAAAGUUUUAUAUACAAAUAUAUAGGGAAAAUCUUUAAAAUCUUCUCAAGAACCACUGAGCCAGAAAAGCUGAUUUUUACAUGAAAACUUUCUGACAUAGUGCAGAUUCAAGUUUGUUCAAAUCAUGGCCCCCGGGGAUAACAUGGGGCCCCAAGGGGGAUUAAAGUUUUACACGCAAAUAUAUAGGUAAAAGGUUUUAAAAUCUUCUUCUCAAGAACCACUAAGCCAGAAAAGCUGAGAUUUACAUGAAAGUUUCCUGACAUAAUGCAGAUUCAAGUUUGUUCAAAUCAUGGGCCCCGGGAGUUGGAUGGGGCCACAAUAGGGGAUCAAAGUUUUAUAUACAAAUAUAUAGGAAAAAUCUUUAAAAAUAUUCUUCUCAAGAACCACUGAGCCAGAAAAGCUGAUUUUUACAUGAAGACUUUCUGACAUAGUGCAGAUUCAAGUUUUUUCAAAUCAUGGUCCCCGGGGGUAGGAUGGGGGCCACAAGGGGGGAUCAAAGUUUUAGAUACAAAUAUAUAGGGAAAAACUUUAAAAAUAUUUUUCUCAAGAACCACUAAGCCAGAAAAGCUGAGAUUUACAUGAAAGCUUCCUGACAUAAUUCAGAUUCAAGUUUGUUCAAAUCAUGGGCCCCGGGGGUUGGAUGGGGCUACAAUAGGGGAUCAAAGUUUUACAUACAAAUAUAUAGGAAAAAUCUUUAAAAACAUUCUUCUCAAGAACCACUGAGCCAGAAAAGCUGAUUUUUACAUGAAAACUUUCUGACAUAGUGCAGAUUCAAGUUUUUUCAAAUCAUGGUCCCCGGGGGUAGGAUGGGGGCCACAAGGGGGGAUCAAAGUUUUAGAUACAAAUAUAUAGGGAAAAACUUUAAAAAUAUUUUUCUCAAGAACCACUAAGCCAGAAAAGCUUAGAUUUACAUGAAAGCUUCCUGACAUAAUUCAGAUUCAAGUUUGUUCAAAUCAUGGGCUCCGGGGGUUGGAUGUGGCCACAAUAGGGGAUCAAAGUUUUACAUACAAAUAUAUAGGAAAAAUCUUUCUCUCAAUAACCACUGAGUCAGAAAAGCUUAUAUUUACAAGAAAACUUUCUGACAUAGUGCAGAUUCAAAAUUGUUCAAAUGAUGGCCCCCGGGUUUUAGGAUGGGGCCACAAGUGGGGGGUCAAAAUUUUACAUUCAAAUAUAUAGGAAAAAUAUUUUUCUCAAUAACCAAUGAGUCAGAAAAGCUUAUAUUUACAAGAAAACUUUCUGACAUAGUGCAGAUUCAAAAUUGCUCAAAUCAUGGACCCCGGGGGGAGUAGGAUGGGGCCACAAGAGGGGGCAAAGUUUUACAUACAAAUAUAGAAAACAGCUUUUAAAAUCUUCUUCUCAAGAACCAUUGGGCCAGAGAAGUUGACAUUUACAUGAAGGAUUUCUGACAUAGUGUUGAUGCAAGUUUGCAAAGGGUAGUUUGGGCCAUAAUAGGGACUAAGAUUUUACAUGCAAAUAUAUAUGGAAAGUCUUCAGAUAUGGGCCAAGGUGACUCAGGUGAGCGAUGUGGCCCAUGGGCCUCUUGUUCAGUUAUCUGGUGGUGUCCAGUUUUUAUUGGUGGAAGAGAGAACCCAUAUAUAAUGUACUUGGGAAGAAACCACCGACCUUCCGAAAGUAAACUGGGAAACUUUCGCACUUACCGGCGCGAGCGGGAUUCGAACCCGCGCCGACAGUGGUGAGCGCGAUGCUCUAACCACUCAGCCACGGAGGCCCCCUAAGUUUACAAGAAAGCUUCUUGAUUUACAGUAGUGUAAAUUCAAGUUUAUUAAAAUUAUGGCUCCUGGGAGUAGGGUGGGGCCACAAUAGAGAAUAAAAGGGUUAUAUGCUAACAUAUAGGAAACCUCUUUUUAAAUAUCCCUUGAAUUAUUUAAGUUAGGGCUGUAUUAUUCUGUAUAUGUAUUCUUUACAGAAAAAUGUGAUGCAGUGGUGUAUGAUCUUGUGACAUUGACCUGGAAGUUUGUCCUUUUUAAAAUAAACACCUGGUCUAUUCAAUAUGCCCUGAACGAUUAAAGAAGAUAUUUCAUAUCUUGUAUCUUUAUUUCUUAUGACAAGACCUUUUAAUUCAUGUAAAGACCUUUUUACCUUGAACUCGGGAAAAAAAACUCACCUAUUCAUUACUAUUAUAUAUUUCAAAACCUUUCAUUUUAUACUAUGACCUUUGGCCUUAUGACGUAGUCUGAUAAAUAUCUUUGUCCCAAUUAUUUAUCCGGCUACGUCAUAAGGUCAUAGUAUAAAAUGAAAGGUUUUUGAAAUAAAUAUGAUCCUAUCAAGGUAGGGCUUUCAUUUUUGUAUAUAGAUUUUUGAUGACAAGACCUUAUGAUACAAUUGUUUUUGAUUUUGUGACCUUGACCUACUUCUUAAAAAUCUGCCCUAAUCAAUAUCUCCUGAACUAUCUAUAGUAAAGCUUUUAUAUUUUGUAUAUAUAGUUUUAUGGCAAAAACUUAUACUUUGGUGUUUAACCUUGUGAACUUAACCUCGAUGUUUGACCUACUUCUGAUAAAAAUCUGUUUUAUUCAGUAUCUCGUGAACUAUUUAAGAUAAAAUUUUGUAUUUUGUAUACACAUAUAGAUUUAUUAUGGCAAAAUCUUUCAUAUCAUAACAGGACCUAUAACUUUGUACCUUGAUCUUAUCCAGAACAGCAAGGUUAUGUUAAUCAUAAUCGUGUUGAGGCAUCGAUCUUUGUGUUAAUUUAUUUUUAGUUAGUUUGUGAUCCUUUAGGGCUAGGUUGGAACAACAAUGUAGGCUCAAAACUUUUUGCUACCUUUCUUCAGUUUACCAGCUCCAUGUAUCAAAUUUUUUAUUUUAUUUGUUUUUUAUUUGUAUUAUUUUUGUUAUUAACCAUCUAAACACAGGUACAAAUAUGCGUAACAAAAUAAUAUAGGGAUAUAAAUAUUUUAAGAGAGAGAGAGAGAGAGAGAGAGAGAGAGAGAGAGAGAGAGUAAUGGAAUGAUUACGUAAAGCUUGUAAAUAGGAUAUUGCAAACUUAAUGCUCAAUGAUUUCUCAGUACAUCUUGUUGUACAAAUUUAGUACUUCAACUAAAGGAAAAGAGUAUUUCGUAUAUGCAUAUAAUAUAUUUUUGGUACAAAUAGUUAAGAAUCUAUUUUAUUUUCUAAGUGAAGUUGAAACUCAUGAACAUCAUCACAUGUCCACAGCAUAUAUUCUAUUGUUUAUCCUAUCUGUGACAAAAACUACACAUCUUAGAAUUUACAUGUUUUUAAUUUUGGAUAGAAACGAGUUUGUUCUGUUAAUUAUUCUGUAUUGAAACCAUUAGUGUUUGCAGUUUUUAUCUAUUUCCACAGGUAAUUUCUGGAUAUUUUCCAUUCUCUGUUAUUUACUGUAUACAGGGUAAUAUUCGCCCCCGUUUUAUUUUCGUCCGUUUCGCCCACGUUGUCACUGGGCAAAUUUAAGCGUUGGCGAAACUGUUUUCUCUCUUAUCUCUUUUAACACAACUAUGUCUGGGCGAAUUUAAAAUGGGGCGAAACUAUCUGCACGUGUAGAAAGGCGAAAAUAACACGGGGCGAAAAUAACCCUAAAUACAGUAUAUCUAACAGCUCACUCCAUCGUAUUGUAUUUGUUGUCACUGAAGAUUUCUUGUUUAAAAGAUGCAAACGAAGUUUGAUUUUAUUUCUUUUUUUUCCUUUUUGACAUUUUAUUACUUUGUAUAUUUUUCUUUAAUAAAUGGAUUUGGUAAACUGUCA
This is a messenger RNA of Ostrea edulis (European flat oyster), 7801 nucleotides long. RefSeq names its product cell death abnormality protein 1-like. Gene Ontology annotation, molecular function: scavenger receptor activity. The record is from RefSeq and is a predicted model, not a curated record. The transcript has 9 exons. The coding region runs from base 15 to 1586 and encodes 523 amino acids. Lineage: Eukaryota; Metazoa; Mollusca; Bivalvia; Ostreida; Ostreidae.